Thermochaetoides thermophila DSM 1495 is the source of this 1692-nucleotide messenger RNA. RefSeq names its product putative endoplasmic reticulum protein. The record is from RefSeq and is a predicted model, not a curated record. Gene Ontology annotation, biological process: transmembrane transport. Bases 1 to 1692 code for a protein of 563 amino acids. Gene Ontology annotation, cellular component: endoplasmic reticulum; membrane. The transcript is spliced from 2 exons. Lineage: Eukaryota; Fungi; Ascomycota; Sordariomycetes; Sordariales; Chaetomiaceae.
AUGACGGCGCCCUCCAAUUUCACCACCUUUCAAGAUGUACAACCGCAUGAUGCGCAUCCGUCUUUCGGCCAUCUAAUCCUGCUGGUCUUCGGCGCUGUGCUGGAAGUUGUCUGCGUUAGUUUGCCAGGCUACAUCAUUGCGCGCUUGGGCUACUUCGAUGCCGAGAAGCAAAGAUUCCUCGCAGACCUUAAUAUGAUGCUUUUCACUCCAUGUCUAAUCUUCACGAAACUUGCAUCUCAACUAAACCCCGACAAAUUGGCUGACUUGGGUAUCAUCCCUAUUAUUUUCGUAAUCCAAACAACUAUCUCAUGGCUGGUCUCUCGAGGAGUUGCAAAAUGCUUUGGCUUUGGCCGACGUCCCCGCAAUUUCGUCACGGCUAUGGGCGUCUUUGGCAACUCGAAUUCUCUGCCUAUGUCCCUUGUCAUUUCAUUAUCGCAGACACUCAAGGGACUUCAUUGGGACAGGAUACCUGGCGAUACCGACGAUGAGGUAGCCGCGCGUGGUAUCUUGUAUCUCCUAGUCUUCCAGCAGUUGGGCCAGCUGGCCCGGUGGACGUGGGGUUUAAAGGUUCUGCUCGCACCGAAAUCUGCGUACGAAGAGUACAACGACGAGGCAGCCGAGGAAGGUCGCUGUCACGAGGAAGCUCAAAACGACGGAGAGAUCCAGUGUUUGCUCGACGGCGUCGAUCCCUCCCAGGAGACGGACGAACUCGACCGCUUUGUCUACCAGCACCGUCCUGACAGCCCAACGCAUACGGACAACGCACAUAGCAUUUACGAACCAGCCGGUAGUACACCGAUCGCAGGCGGGUCAAGAGCCUCCCCGAACGAUUCGGAAGAUGACGAGCACGGAUCUGUUUGGAAGAAGAAGAGCCUUAACGGCUACGGCAACACCCUCGGUGAUGAUUUGCAGCCUCACUUCUUCCCCCGCCUUCGCGCCAGCGACAAUCCCGAACCUCCGGAAGGCAUCAAAAGCGUUCUGGUACGCAUGCGUCGGGCCCCGGGCAAGGUCUGCGCCAGGAUCUGCCAGUCCAUCAGUGCCGUCUGUUGUUGCGUGUAUGACACGCUCCCGCGGCCUCUUCAGGUGUUGAUAUCUUUCUGCGCCCGGAUUGUCCGGUCUGUCUACAGUUUCCUCGUCUGGAUCAUGAGCCCUGCCCUUUGGGCAAUGCUUAUCGGCGUGCUCGUUGCCUCGGUCCCCAAGCUUCAUUCUAUUUUCUUCGACGAAGAGUCCUUCAUGCGCACCAGCGUCACCAGCGCCAUCCAGCAAACUGGUGGCGUUGCUGUCCCCUUGAUCCUCGUCGUGUUGGGUGCCAACUUGGCGCGCGGAACGGAGAUACACGAGGAAGAGUCCGAGAUCGACCCUGAAGAGAAGCAAAUCGGCACGAAGCUGCUUGUUGCGUCGCUGAUUAGUCGCAUGCUGCUGUGCCCUCUUAUCAUGGCACCUAUUCUCGCCCUAUUUGCAAAGUACGUGCCGGUCAGCAUCCUGGACGAUCCAAUUUUCGUCAUUGUCUGCUUCCUGCUUACGGGCGCGCCGAGCGCUCUGCAGCUGGCGCAGAUUUGCCAGUCGAAUCGUGUGUAUGAGACGGUUAUGAGCAAGAUCUUGUUUCAUAGCUAUGUCAUCUGGAUCAUGCCGUCGACGUUGAUCUUGGUGGUGAUGGCGAUGGAGGUUGUGGAGUGGGCGGCUACUUCGUGA